Molecule: messenger RNA, 885 nt
Organism: Penicillium nucicola
Lineage: Eukaryota; Fungi; Ascomycota; Eurotiomycetes; Eurotiales; Aspergillaceae
Product: putative carbonyl reductase
Exons: 3
Coding region: 1-885 (294 amino acids)
Cellular component (GO): intracellular anatomical structure
Molecular function (GO): oxidoreductase activity, acting on NAD(P)H, oxygen as acceptor
Source: RefSeq, a predicted model, not a curated record
AUGGCUGCCACUCCCAUUACUAAGAAUGGACUCUUUGUCCACAAUAAUACCCUGGCUCCUGAGCACCCUAGUCUCAUGAGCAUGUUCUCCCUCAAGGGCAAGACCGCCAUUGUCACUGGUGCUGGUGCUGGUAUCGGGUUGGCUGUCGCUCAGGGUCUAGCAGAGGCCGGUGCAAAUGUGGCUCUGUGGUAUAAGAGCAACACAAAGUGCCCUGAGCGUGCUUCCGAGAUUGCCCAGCAGUAUGGUGUUCAGACCAAGGCGUACCAAGUCGAGGUCACGGAUGCGAAGGCCGUCGAGAAAACAAUCAAUGAGGUCGUCAAGGACUUCAAUGGCCGCCUUGAUGUCUUUAUCGCUAAUGCCGGCGUUCCUUGGACCCAAGGUCCGAUGGUCGACGGUCCCCUCGAGCACUACCGGGAUGUAGUCGCCAUCGAUCUGGACGGUACAUUCUACUGUGCCAAAUACGCAGCGGACCACUGGCGCCGUCAGAAGGAAGAGGGCACUGAUGCCAAUGGCAACAAGCUCACCAAUUUCACCUACGGUAGCUUCGUCGCCACAGCCUCCAUGUCCGGUCACAUUGUCAACUUUCCUCAGAUGCAAGCCGCCUACAACGCGGCCAAAACUGGUGUCAUUCACCUUUGCAAGUCUCUCUCGGUUGAGUGGGUACGCUUCGCUCGUGCCAACACCAUUUCCCCGGGCUAUAUCGCCACCGAGAUUUCGAGCUUCGUACCUGAAGACACCAAGAACAUUUGGCGUGACAAGAUUCCCAUGGGCCGUGAAGGUCAGGCCCAUGAGCUGAAGGGUGCAUACCUCUACCUGGCCUCCGAUGCCUCGACAUACACCACUGGUGCCGAUCUGAUUGUCGACGGUGGCUACUGUGCGCCAUGA